AUGGCACACAGUGAAGCGCCAACGUCAGCCGCCUUUGAUGGCACCGGCGACUACAAUGAGCACAACGCAAGUAUGCAUCCGCCACAUCAUGGCAUGUCGGCUGGCAAAUACCUCGCCACGCGCGUGAGCACGCUGAAGCCGGCAAUGGCCAAUGCCCCAAAUCCCAUCAGACUGGUCCGCAUGCUCAACCGCCACCACUGGGCAUUCUUCUUUGUCGCAUUCUGGGCCUGGACAUGGGAUGCCUUCGAUUUCUUCACAGUUUCACUCACUGUCAGUGACCUAGUCAAGACGUUCAAAGUUCACAAGCCAGAUAUCACCAACACGGACAUAACCUGGGGAAUCACGCUGGUAUUAAUGUUCCGUUCUGUCGGGUCCAUCAUUUUUGGUGUAGCUGCCGAUAGAUAUGGUCGCAAAUGGCCCUUCAUUGUCAACAACUUUCUCUUCAUUGUCCUUGAACUGGGUACGGGUUUCUGUCAGACAUAUGAACAAUUCCUCGCGUGUCGCGCACUCUUUGGUAUUGCAAUGGGCGGUCUCUAUGGCAAUGCUGCAGCCACCGCAUUGGAAGAUCUCCCGGCCGAAGCACGUGGAUUGAUGAGCGGCUUGCUGCAACAGGGCUACGCAUUCGGCUACCUACUUGCUGCCGCCUUUUCACGAGGACUCGUCAACACGACUCCCCACGAGUGGCGUCCCCUGUAUUGGUUCGGUGCCUGUCCGCCAUUGAUAUUCAUCAUUUGGCGAUUUUUCCUGGAUGAGACCGACACGUACAAACACCAUCAGUCUUUGCGCAAGACUGAAGGUGGAAGCGUUGGCAAGACCUUUGUCGAGGAGGGCAAGGUUGCCGUCAAGCGCCAUUGGCUACUGCUUGUUUACUUGGUCUUGCUCAUGGCUGGCUUCAACUUCAUGUCGCACGGCUCCCAGGACCUAUACCCAACCAUGCUCCAGAACCAGUACAAUUUUGGUGCUACCGAGGUCACUGUCACCCAGGUUGUAGCAAACUUGGGUGCCAUGCUUGGCGGUACCGUUGUUGGCUAUUCGUCUCAGAUCUUUGGUCGUCGUAUUAGUAUCAUCGUCAUAUGCAUAGUCGGUGGUGCUCUGCUGUAUCCCUACACAUUUGUUUCCAACCACGGGAUCAUCGCCGCGGCAUUCUUCCAGCAAUUUUGCGUACAAGGUGCUUGGGGUGUCAUUCCCAUUCAUCUGAUGGAACUGUCGCCUGGUGCAUUCCGAACCUUUGUCGUGGGUACUAGUUACCAAUUGGGCAACCUGGUGUCAUCAGCAAGUUCGACCAUCGAGUCCACCAUCGGCGAGCGGUUCCCUCUGCCGCCAAAGGGAGAGACGAAGCGCUAUGAAUAUGGCAAGGUUAUUUGCAUCUUCAUGGGUUGUGUUUACGCCUAUGUUAUCCUCCUGACCUUUAUCGGACCCGAACAUCUGAGCCGCUCGUUCGACGCUGCCCACGACGCCGACCUGGAUGAAGCAACUGCUCACAGGCACGAAAAGCCUCACGUUGUGGAGGAUGAGGAGAAGGGCGCAACUCGUCAUAUGAGCGAUGCUUAA
Molecule: messenger RNA, 1551 nt
Organism: Pestalotiopsis fici W106-1
Lineage: Eukaryota; Fungi; Ascomycota; Sordariomycetes; Amphisphaeriales; Sporocadaceae
Exons: 5
Coding region: 1-1551 (516 amino acids)
Biological process (GO): plasma membrane lactate transport
Cellular component (GO): plasma membrane
Molecular function (GO): secondary active monocarboxylate transmembrane transporter activity
Source: RefSeq, a predicted model, not a curated record